UCAACAUAUGAAAUACAGAACAAUAAAAACCGUCAGCUCCAGUCCCAAAUAACUACAAUGGGACAACAAGUGUGGUCGACUUCACGCGGCGCUGCGCAGACUGAUCAGCGAAUGACAACAAAGUACCGCGAGAGUGAUUAGAAAGCACCGCUUGCUCUUUCCGGUGUGAUGACCUCAAGUCUGUCCCAAAAUGCACUCCCAUGUACCCUUGUGGACUCGUGCCUAGUGCCCUAUAGGUCUGCACUUACUGACGUCACCAAGUGUGGACUCAGAGGAGGUCCACAAGACCGGAGUGCGCCAUUUGGGACAGGGCCUUUGACGAGGGAAGUUUAAGCAAUGGACGAAACGAUUUUUUAAAUCUCUAAAUACAAGUUAAGGAACAAAGCGAUUACUUUUCAGUUCUUUCAGGUGUGUGUAUUUCAUUAAAUCUUUUUAAUCGGAAAUUUAAUUCCUCUUCUCCAUAUAGUUAUUGCGUUUUAUGAGUAGCAAACCACCAAGUGUGGUCGUAUUAACGUAAGUUUACUUACUGCCACGUGAUCUUGAUAAAGUCAAGCUAUGAUAAAGACACGAUGAACAAAAGUGUUGCAGACCACAGCAAACAAUAACCGUGUCAUUACUCCGAAGUCUGUUGCUGUAGUCCUACACGUGAAACAAACAUGCCUGCUGUCACAACACAUUUUACUACUCGACUAUUCUGACCUGCUGUUGUAAUGAUGGAGUUUGUUCAAGAGGAGCGUGAUGAAGAAUCAUACACAAUGACAGAUGAGGAUACUGAGGAAGAGAGAGAACUGGUAGGAGUGAAAGAAGACCACAAUGAAAUGGAGGAUGAACAUAAAUGUCACAAUUUCAGAACCGAGGAAAAUUCUUCAAUCUCUCAAACUGACGAGAAUUCCCCUCAAAAAAGAGCAAAAGCCAAAACCUAUUUUCCAUGCCAUAUUUGUGGCAAGACUUUUACAAGAAAAGCAAGUCUCAAAUAUCACAUAGGGCUUCACACUGAUGAAAGACCCUACACAUGCCCUCAGUGCGAGAAGACUUUUGUCAGUAAAAUGUAUCUUAACGCUCACAUAAAGCGUCACAGUAGUGAAAGGCCCUAUAGCUGCCCUCAGUGUGGAAAGACUUACAAAGGCAAAGGGCACCUUCAGACACAUUUAAUAACUCACACUGGCCAAAAGCCAUUCUCAUGCCCUCAAUGUGGAAAGAGUUUCACACGUAAAGAAAGCCUUAAUAUUCAUACGAGUUGUCACACUAGUGAUGGGCUUUACACCUGCCCUCAGUGUGGAAAGAGUUUUACACAUAAGCAAAGCUUUAGUUUUCAUAUAUUAAGUCACGCUGGUGAUGGGCCCUACACCUGCCCUCAGUGUGAUAAGAGCUUCCCAUCUAAAAUGCAUUUAAAGAGUCACAUGCGUGUUCACACUGGAGAGAAAGCUUUCGAGUGCCCUCACUGUGAGAAGAGUUUUAAACAACGAGUACAUCUUAAGUCUCACAUACAAAUUCAUACAGGCGAGAGGCCUUUCUCGUGCCCUCAGUGUGGAAAGAUGUUCAGACGUAAAGGUGAUCUUGGGUGCCAUAUGAUAACUCACACUGGACAAAAGCCUUUCUCGUGCACUCAGUGUGAAAAGAGUUUCACAUAUAAACAAAGCCUUAAUAUUCAUGUGAGAAGUCACACUAGUGUUGGGCAUUACACCUGCCCUCAGUGUGAAAAAACGUACACAUGUAAAUGGAAUCUUAAGGAACAUAUAAUAACUCACACUGGCCAAAAGCCUUUCUCAUGCCCUCAGUGUGGAAAGAGUUUCAGACAUCAAAGUCAUCUUAGGGAACAUAUAAUGACACAUAAUGGCCAAAAGCCUUUCUCAUGCCCUCAGUGUGGAAAGAGCUUCAUACGUAAGGGAAAACUUAAUAUUCAUAUGAGAAGUCACAGGCUUUAAAUCUACCCUCAGUGUGAUAAGACAUUUACAUUUAGAGAGACAUAUGAGUUUACACAGGAGAGAAAACCUCUCACAUGCCCUCAGUGUAGUAAGUCUUAUGCAUCGCAUUCUUACAGGUGAGAGGCCUUUAUCAUGCCAUCUGUGUGGUAAGGGUUUCAUACAGGCGCAAAGAUAGCUACAGUUUCACGACACGACGUUGACCUGUGUUCAGUGCAGUUAAAAACUAAUCCGUGUAAAAAGGGUUUUAUUGAGACUGCAUACACAGAGAAGCCGCACCACUGCCGUACAUCAUGUGGGAGAAGUUUCAGACAAGCACAACUUGCAGACUCGCAAAGAAAAGUGCUGUCUGCAAAAACAUCAGCCUUUAGGUCCAAGCAUGUGUUUUUUUUUUUAUUAAUGUAGUUUUGAAAUUUGCCAUUGUUUGUUGAUGUAUGUUCUUUCAGGAUAUUUGUAUAAAAAAUGAGUGAAGUUUAAAAAAUGUCAUGUUUACAUCUUUUUUCCACAUACUUUCUGGGAUAUUUAUUUCUGUUAACUAAGGAGAGAUGUUUUCCUCGGAUUAAUACAUGUGUGUUGCAAUACUUAUAAUACUUGUGUUGACAUACUGCAACUACGGUUUUAUUAUUCCUUUUUCUAUGAGUUGUUUUAGUAGCUUAUUUUUUA
Molecule: messenger RNA, 2585 nt
Organism: Triplophysa rosa
Lineage: Eukaryota; Metazoa; Chordata; Actinopteri; Cypriniformes; Nemacheilidae
Product: gastrula zinc finger protein XlCGF57.1-like
Exons: 3
Coding region: 711-1925 (404 amino acids)
Biological process (GO): regulation of transcription by RNA polymerase II
Cellular component (GO): nucleus
Molecular function (GO): RNA polymerase II cis-regulatory region sequence-specific DNA binding; DNA-binding transcription factor activity, RNA polymerase II-specific
Source: RefSeq, a predicted model, not a curated record